Molecule: messenger RNA, 1388 nt
Organism: Chenopodium quinoa (quinoa)
Lineage: Eukaryota; Viridiplantae; Streptophyta; Magnoliopsida; Caryophyllales; Amaranthaceae
Product: transcriptional regulator SUPERMAN-like
Exons: 1
Coding region: 248-889 (213 amino acids)
Source: RefSeq, a predicted model, not a curated record
UAUAUAUUUCUUAGUCUUAUUAUUAUUAGCUACCAACAAUCUUUCAACUUUUCUACUAAGCAAACUCUUGCUCUUUUUACCUUACAGUACUCAAUUCCCACCAAACAAACACUCUCAACUCCAUACCUUCUUUAAUGUUUUUCUAAACUCUCUCUUUCUUCAUCCCUCGACGCCCCUUGGCCCGGCCCUCAACAACCAUUUUCAAGGGAACCUCCAUCUUCAAAUCGCGGUUAGUUGUUUUGUGACCAUGGAAAGAGGUCUAUUGAGUAGUGGUAGUAGCAAAGUGAAAGAUGGUUGGGAGAUUAGUGAGAAUAAUUUGAAGUUUGACAAGGAUUAUCCUUAUGGAUAUCCAUGGCCUCCAAAGUAUUAUUCAUGCAGCUUUUGUCAAAGAGAAUUUCGGUCGGCUCAAGCUCUUGGAGGUCAUAUGAACAUCCAUAGGAGAGAUAGAGCUAGGUUAAGAGAUCUAUCUCUUAAUAAUAAUUCACUAUUAUCUAACGAAUUUGAUCAAAAUCCUAACCCUAACCCUAAUUCUAAUCCAAAUCCAAACCCUAACCCUAACCCUAAUUCUAACCCUAUAUUUACUUUCUCAUCUUCUUCUUCUCCAACAAACAACAACAACAUCUAUGCUCACCAAUACUCCUUGGUUUCGCUAUCUCUCUCCUCCAUCACACCGCCAACAAAAGAAAGAAGAGAUAGUCAUUCUCAAAAUGUAGGAAAAUGGAAAUAUGUUCCUCACUCUUCCAUUGAAGAUCAUGAUCAAGAAGAUGAAGUUAGGGUUUUAAGUAGUACUACUCGCGCUCCAUCUAAGGAAGUUGUAAGGUUGGACUUGGAGCUAUGUCUUGGAGAAGCAAAGGAAGAUUUAGAUUUGGAGCUUCGCCUCGGAAUUUAGUAGCCUGCAACUACUGUUAGGUUGUUAAAUUAUUUAACUAGCUUUAAAUUAUGCUACUCCAUAUAUAAAUUGAUCUGUUAGUUUGUUCCCAAGAAAGUGAUGAAGGAAAAGUUUAUGGAGCUGCUUUCUUCUCUUUUGUCUUUGCCUUUUCAGCAACAACUACUUUGUUGAGAUCAAGUACAUGGCUUUCAAUAAUUUUAAGGUAUGGGCGCUAAUUAUUAAAAAACAAUAACAAAAAAAAAAAGGGGGAUCUUUUAAUUCUCCGUUAUUUAGAUAAGUAUGAUUAUAAAUUAUGUAACAGUAUAAACUCUUUUGAUUUUUUUUUUUUUUUUUUUUUUUUCAUGAUGUUACAUAUACUGGUAGCUUGUGAUAUGAGAAUUAAGACUCAUUAUUUAUUUGGUUAUUCAUUUUAAUGUUUUAUAAUAUAAUAUCCAAUGCUAGUAUUAGUUGAAUUGAAGUUUGAUCUUUAUAACUAUCUAUUUAUCUAUGUAAUUAAGUU